This is a messenger RNA of Anopheles funestus (African malaria mosquito), 1770 nucleotides long. Its product is annotated as ataxin-10. The record is from RefSeq and is a predicted model, not a curated record. NCBI's taxonomy places the organism in Eukaryota, Metazoa, Arthropoda, Insecta, Diptera, Culicidae. Gene Ontology annotation, cellular component: cytosol. The transcript has 4 exons. The coding region runs from base 195 to 1568 and encodes 457 amino acids. Gene Ontology annotation, biological process: neuron projection development.
CAUAUUUUUUACAAAAAAAAAUCUAAUUGAUGCAAUUUUGUUCAAAAAGAAAACAGUUCGUUCGCAGAGGUCAAAUUUGACAGCUGAUUUUUUUCUUGAACGCAGUGUCGCGGUCUGGCCCGUACGGUUUGCUACUUUUUCAGCUGCAGUUUCGGUUCCUUCCAGUCCACCUACAGAAAUCUUUCACAUUCAUUAUGAUAGAUGUUAAGCAAAACAUUACUGAUAAAAACUACGACAAGGUGUUGGAAACGUUAAACUCGUUGAAUAUAAGCGAUACCGAUGCAGAAACGUUCCGACAAGAAGUGUCUAUUUUGAUAGAAAGUUUUUACGUGUGCCAUGAUUCGGAGGAGGAACCCGCGAAUCGCAUUGCCAUCAAGUGCUUAAACUUACUGAAACGAGCUUGCGCCCGAGGAGAAUCGUUUCAAAAUGCCAUCGUAGCUCGUGUGGAAUUCCUGGAACGUGUUCGGGAUAUAUUGGAGAACGAACAGGGCACUAUACCUGAAAAUGUCCGAUCCAAUUGUCUUCAGCUGUUGGCCAAUCUCUGCGUACAGAACAUGUGCAACCAGGAACGAAUCAUUACGUUUAUGAAUACGUUUUUGCUCAAAAAUGUAUCAUCCAACGGAGGGUACUCAAACGCUUCGGCAAUGAUUUUGUACAACGGCUUCCUCUAUAAGGCAGUGAGCUUAAAUUUGCACGACAUUUUGAAUCGGCUGCUAGAAAACAUUGAAGCCAACCGUUUGGCACAAACAAAUGUGCCGGAAUUUGUAUGCAUAUUCUUGGAGUACCUUAUCGUCGAAAGCAACGAGAUGGUGGAGGUGUUGGAGAAGAUCGAUGUCAGCAAAAAGCUGCUGCUUUACCGCUACCUCAUCGAGUACAUAAGGCAAGAGGACCGGCGCAUUCAUCCGAUCCACCCGGAUGUGUUCAAACAUUUGCUGGCCGAGUUUAAGAAGAAAUCGGACAUGAUACUCAAAACCGAUAACGUGCAGCUCGAUGCCCAGGACACAGAGGAAGCGUUUACGCUGCUAGUUUUAAUCGCUGAUGCGUCGUGUGUGGAACCGUAUGGAUCGUUUCUACGCCACGACGGGGGGCUAUUUUUAAAUCUCGGAUGCCUUUUGCGACAAAUGCAGCUGCUCGGCAAGUCCGAUAUGAAGAACAUGUUCACACCGGUGCAGAAAAUAGAAGAAAUUUUGAAAAUUAAGCAAGGCGACAGUAACCUGGACAUCGAGACCCAGAUUUCUUACUCUUUGCGAUCAGCGGUCGUAAAAGCGUUAGCAAAUUUGGCAUACAAAUCAAAGAAAAAUCAAAAGCUAGCCCGUGAGAUGAACAUUAUAGAAGCGAUUUUGGAAUGCACUAAUCUGGACGCUCGCAAUCCGCUCAUUAAGGAAUGGAGCAUUCUGGCGAUCCACAACCUGUGUGACGAUAAUGUAGAAAAUCAGCAAUUCAUAGCGGGAUUGAAGAAGCUGGCAGAUGCAGAAAACUCGCUUAUCACGGAGUACAAAUCAGGAACGAUUCGAAUCACCGAUGGAAGACCAUCAAACAGUGGUGAUGCAAAAGGCGGUUCUACGUAGAGUUAUUUUUGGAUCAUUUAUUUGCUAUCUUCUUUGACUAAGACCGAGGGAAAAGUUUGGUAGGAAACUGUUCGUAAAAAAGUUGAGCGUUUGGCUUACUGAUAGGCUUUGGCGAUGAUCUGGAAAAGAGAAACAUACAUCCAUGUACGAUACGUACAUUCGUUAACCAUCAAUCAAUAAAAUUGACCAGUGUUACUAACUA